AUGAGGAAAUGGAUAGUGAGUCAGCUAGAUGUGAAGUCUGCUUUCCUCAAUGGUCCAUUAGAAGAAGAAGUAUACACAAGGCAGCCACCUGGCUAUGAGAAGAUAAGCAUGGAAGAUAAGAAGCAAAAGUUUUUGAAAUGCACCACUGAACAUGGAGUGUACUUGAAGGACUGUGGAGUAACUGGUGUAGUGAUGUUAUGCUUGUAUGUGGAUGAUCUUCUUGUCACUAGAGAUAGCAAACAAGAGAUUUACAUGUUUAAGAAGGAAAUGAUGGAUGAGUUUGAAAUGUCUGAUAUAGGUAGAAUAGCUUAUUUCCUAGGUAUGGAAUUUGUGACAACUAAGAGAGGCAUAUUCCUUCACCAAAAGAAAUAUGCAACUGAUAUAUUGAAAAGGUUCAAUAUGCUUGAUUGCAAUUCUGCUACUACUCCUUGUGAACCAGGAAUAAAGUUGUCUACUAGUGAAGACACAAAUUUGGUUGAUUCAACACUAUAUAGGCAACUCAUUGGCUCAUUAAGAUAUCUGUGUAAUUCUAGGCCAGAUAUUACCUAUGGAGUUGGCUUGGUUAGUAGAUUCAUGAAGAAACCAUGCAAGGAUCAUCUACUUGCAGCUAAGAGAAUUCUUAGAUAUGUGAAGGGCACACUAGAAUAUGGAAUUUUAUUUCCUGCAGCAAAAGAAAAUUCUGAGAUAGAAAUUGUUGGCUACACAGAUGCAGAUUGGAGUGGAGAUGUUGGUGAUAGAAAGAGCACAUCCGGGUACAUGUUCAUGCUUGGAAAUGCUCCUAUAUCAUGGUGUUCAAAGAAACAAGAUGUGGUGGCAUUAUCUAGUUGUGAAGUUGAGUAUAUCUCAGCUGCUUUUGGUGCAAGCCAAGCCCUCUGGCUAGGAAUGUUACUGGAAGAGCUUAACAUCAAGUGCAGUAAUGUAAUGAAGCUCAGAAUUGAUAACAAAUCAGCCAUAGACCUUGCUAAGCAUCCAAUAGCUCAUGGACGCAGUAAGCAUAUAGAGGUAAAAUAUCAUUUUCUUCGUGACCAAGUUAACAAGAACAAACUAGCACUUGAGUAUUGCAGAUCUGAGGAGCAGUGUGCAGACAUGUUAACCAAAGCUUUGAAGCCUAAGAGACUUGAAGAAAUGAAGAACAAAAUUGGGAUGCACAAAUUGACAUAUUUGAAUUAA
Molecule: messenger RNA, 1170 nt
Organism: Glycine soja
Lineage: Eukaryota; Viridiplantae; Streptophyta; Magnoliopsida; Fabales; Fabaceae
Exons: 2
Coding region: 1-1170 (389 amino acids)
Source: RefSeq, a predicted model, not a curated record